Molecule: messenger RNA, 921 nt
Organism: Alternaria viburni
Lineage: Eukaryota; Fungi; Ascomycota; Dothideomycetes; Pleosporales; Pleosporaceae
Exons: 3
Coding region: 1-921 (306 amino acids)
Source: RefSeq, a predicted model, not a curated record
AUGGGUACUUCAGAGGCGCAUCUUGCUCCGCAAGAGAGCAAUUACUGGAGACCUUUGUCCUCGGCCAAGUUGGUUGACCCUCUACUUGAGGAUGCACAACCGUCGCAAUGGACUAGUGUUAGCUCCAACGAUCGAUUGCUGCGCAACAUUCUCGAAAGUUACUUUGUCAAUCAGUAUCCAAGACAGUUCUUCUUCGUCAAGAAUUAUCUACUAGAAGACAUGAGCUACUACUACUUCAAGCCACCGUGCCUCUUGGACAUCCCGGCAGAUCCGCUUCCUGACGUCGAUGGUAGAUCGGAGUGGUAUGGCCAGAUGUCAUUGCGUUAUCCACCAGACGAGCAGACCUACUCACCCGAAUUCGCCCAUAGUAUGAAAGCACUGUGCGAGUUGCGGGUCAUCCAGAAUGAGAUCGGUGUCAUGUGCUUUAGUCGCUCCAAAGAGUCUAGGAAGAUGCCUUGGGGUGCAGCUCUGCAUAUCCAGGCAAAGUUGGAAGCCUGUUUCGAGGCUUACGACUCCACGCUUACCAUCUUCCUGGCCCAGCUCGCCAACCUAACAUUGGAGCCUCUUGAACAACUCGAACGAGAUCCGGGCAACGCUCCCCCGGAAGUCAGCGAAUCUCUCCUUUCGACACUCGUCUUAUGCUUCGGUGGCUUAUAUGAGCAAUCCAAAAGCGCCUACAUCGCCGGUAUCAUGCUCAUGAUCAUGAGAAAAAGACUGAGUGCCGACGUUCGCAACGCUGUCGGGCGUUAUGUCUCGAUCGAAGAGACGGAUAGCGAUACUGAUCCAAUGGACGAAACGGACCUAGGGUUUUCACAUCCAAUUCUUUCGGAACUCAUACUGCCGGGUACAAGCCUCAGCGACGAUCCAAAGUCGUGGAGAUUGAAGAAUUUGGUGGAUGAUCCUAGGAGGUAUUCGGGGUAG